This is a messenger RNA of Synchytrium microbalum, 1416 nucleotides long. RefSeq lists its product as uncharacterized. The transcript is spliced from 9 exons. The coding region runs from base 1 to 1416 and encodes 471 amino acids. The record is from RefSeq and is a predicted model, not a curated record. Gene Ontology annotation, molecular function: protein serine/threonine phosphatase activity. Lineage: Eukaryota; Fungi; Chytridiomycota; Chytridiomycetes; Synchytriales; Synchytriaceae. Gene Ontology annotation, cellular component: cytoplasm; nucleus.
AUGGGUUCGAACACUAGCAAAGAUGGAGCAAAGGCAGGCUCUCGGCGGCCUUCUGCCUCCAAUAUACAUAGUAGCAAUAGUAACAACAGCAGCAGCACUAAUAGUAGUAGUAACGGCCUUGCGCAAAGAUCACAGCAGCAGCCAAUACCCGCAGGAGCCCAGCCGAGUGCAUCAUCAUCAUCUAAUGCAGCCGACAUACACUCAAAUGGCUCUACCCUCCUGAGCACCUCUGCUGCUUCCAGCUUAAAAUCAAUGUCACCCACAGCAUCAGCUGGUCCGCUCCCAAUCCAAACAACCUCAUCGUCCUCAUUACAGCCCACUACUGCUGCAAACAUGGAGGCUUUGUCUCCAAACUCACAGUAUCUAUCUGGCAGGCUGCCGCCUCAGUCCGAAAAAGAACUCGACGACAUCAUAUCCCGUUUAAUCGACUCUCGCAACCAGAAACUAAAGCCAAACUUCCUCACCCUAAUAAAACAAAACGAAAUCCUAUUUAUAUGCCACAAAGCUAGAGAAAUCUUCCUCGACCAGCCUGUCCUCCUCGAACUCAACCCUCCCGUCAACAUUGUCGGUGACACGCACGGCCAGUACGAAGAUCUAUUGAGGAUAUUCGACAUGACGGGCUACCCUCCUGCUUCAAACUACCUCUUCCUAGGUGACUAUGUCGACAGAGGCAAACAAUCAUUGGAAACCAUAAUGCUAUUGUUAUGUUACAAGAUAAAAUACCCUGAAAACUUUUUCAUUCUUCGAGGCAAUCACGAGUGUGCUAGUGUAAAUAGAGUGUAUGGAUUCUACGAUGAAUGCAAAAGAAGAGCAACCAUGAAAAUAUGGAAGGUCUUUACUGAUGCAUUCAACUGUAUGCCAUUGGCUGCCGUAGUAGCUGGCAAGGUAACUUGGGACAUCUCGCAGAUAAUGCACAGUAUCGUAGCUAACACAUACAUAUUCAUGCAGAUAUUCUGUGUGCACGGGGGACUAUCCCCAAGUUUGAACACUAUGGAUGAUAUUCGAAAUGUGUCGAGACCGCUAGAUGUACCAGAUUUUGGAUUGGUGAACGAUUUAUUGUGGUCGGAUCCAUCAGAGAUUGCUGCUGAAUGGGAAGAUAAUGAGAGAGGUGUCAGCUAUUGUUUUGGCAAAGCUAUAGUGACGGAAUUCUUGGCAAAACAUGAUUUCGAUCUGGUUUGCAGAGCACACAUGGUAGUGGAAGAAGGCUACGAGUUUUUCAAUGACAGAACACUAGUCACGAUAUUCUCUGCACCUAAUUAUUGUGGAGAGUUUGACAACAAGGGUGGUGUCAUGGCUGUCAACGAUGAUUUGCUAUGCGCGUUCGAAAUCUUGCAACCGCUCAAUUUAUCAAAGGCCACUAUCAAAAGCAAACGACGAUCCUCACCCCCACUUGGCCCCAUCAAAACCGUCAAUUGA